Molecule: messenger RNA, 1385 nt
Organism: Branchiostoma belcheri (Belcher's lancelet)
Lineage: Eukaryota; Metazoa; Chordata; Leptocardii; Amphioxiformes; Branchiostomatidae
Product: endonuclease III-like protein 1
Exons: 5
Coding region: 154-1182 (342 amino acids)
Biological process (GO): base-excision repair; base-excision repair, AP site formation; nucleotide-excision repair
Cellular component (GO): nucleus
Molecular function (GO): DNA binding; DNA-(apurinic or apyrimidinic site) endonuclease activity; oxidized pyrimidine nucleobase lesion DNA N-glycosylase activity
Source: RefSeq, a predicted model, not a curated record
AGGUAAAGCAUGUGACCAAUCAGAGAGGACUGAUCAGAAAAAGGAGGGAAAGUGAUCAAAACAACCCCCUGUUCAUUUAGGAUCCUUGUUUACGCUCCGUAGUUUACCCGUACUGCGGAGUUGUACGCGUCUGCAGGCCAUGCCUUCUGUACGAUGAGCACAUCGGCGUACUUCAGGCCUGUAACACGCAGCCAGGCAGCCCAGGGCGGCAGCAAAUUCGCCGAUCUGAAGGCCAGAGCCCAGGCUCUGCAGACCACGAGGUCAAGAGGGGGGAAAUCAACACCCACUGCCCAUGGAGGACCCUCCUCCUCAGCAGAGCCAACUGGAUCUCAGAAGACUGCCCAGAAAAGAGUUAAACGGGAACACACCAAGAUAGAGUAUGAAGCCAAGGCAGAAGGGGAUGCAAAAGGCUCGGGCAGGUCUGCCAAGCCUAAAACAGCACCCAGCAGUAUCAAGAAGGAGAGGUGGGAGCCUGGGAGAUGGAGGGAACAGCUAGAGAACAUCAAGAGGAUGAGGGCAACCAGAGAUGCUCCUGUAGACUCCAUGGGUUGUCAGACUUGUCCAGAUAAAGAUGCUUCACCUAAGGUGAAGAGGUACCAUGCGCUCAUCUCCCUCAUGCUGUCCAGCCAGACAAAAGACCAGAUGACUUCAGCUGCCAUGAAGCGGCUUAUAGAGCAUGGUCUGACUGUAGACAACAUCCUGAAGACCAGUGACCAGAAACUAGGGGAGCUCAUAUACCCUGUGGGCUUUUGGAAGACCAAGGUCAAGUACAUCAAAAACACCACCCAGAUACUGAAGGACCAGUACGGAGGAGACAUACCCACAACGGUGGCAGAGAUGGUCAAGUUGCCUGGGGUCGGCCCCAAAAUGGCCUAUCUGACUAUGGAUGUAGGCUGGGGAAAGGUUGAAGGGAUCUGUGUGGACACCCAUGUACAUCGGAUCUCCAACAGACUCGCAUGGCUAAAAAAGCCCACCAAAGUGCCAGAAGACACAAGAGUGGCACUUGAGGAAUGGUUACCUAGGGAACACUGGAGUGAGCUGAACUGGUUACUGGUGGGUUUUGGUCAGCAGACGUGUCUGCCUGUCGGGCCAAAGUGCAGUGGAUGUCUGAACAAGGACAUCUGUCCAUUUGGAAAGUCUCAGCUCAGAUAUUCCAAAAACAAAAAGUCACCAAAAAAGUGACAGGUGCAAACAACCACCAAAAGCAAUAACAUACAAGGUCCAGUAGCUGGUACCAGCUUGCAGCGGUCUCAUUUAUCACAUUAAACAUGCAGUAACAUAUUACCUUGCUUUACUUAAAGGGCAAGCACUGCGGGAAGUACCUGUUAUGGUAUGCUACAUGAAUAUCGGAAUGGAUAAUGUUUACAUGUCCAAAUAACUGAACA